AUGCUACGAAUAAUAAGGCCAGGUACCUAUGUGAUACAGUCGCUCUGCUUUUUACAUGUAUUCCACACAUAUUUCUAUGAAUUUACCGAAACUAGAGGUGAAUCGAUGCUGCCCACACUUAGCGCUACCAAAGACUUUGUCCAUGUAGAUAAGAGAUACAGAAACGGCAAGAAUGUACGGCUAGGAGAUUGCAUAGUGGCUGUAAAGCCAACAGAUCCUACACAUCGUGUAUGCAAGCGUAUUAGCGGCAUGCCUGGUGACCUAAUACUGGUUGAUCCCGGCGUCAAGAAGGACCUUGUCAACUAUUCUCGGAGUGAAGAAGCGAUGGAUGAUAAUGAGGAGUUUCGAACAUACAUCCGUGUACCGAAGGGGCAUGUGUGGGUCACAGGAGACAAUCUAUCACACUCUUUAGAUUCAAGAACAUAUAACGCAUUACCAAUGGGUCUCAUAAAAGGUAAGAUAGUAGCGGCAAAUGAUUUCAACGAACCAUUUUGGAACCCAAAAACUAAAAAGAUAUGGGGUUUCCGUAAGAUACCCAACACAUAUGAGGAUUUUUUGUCUGUUGAUUAA
Molecule: messenger RNA, 570 nt
Organism: Nakaseomyces glabratus
Lineage: Eukaryota; Fungi; Ascomycota; Saccharomycetes; Saccharomycetales; Saccharomycetaceae
Gene: IMP1
Product: endopeptidase catalytic subunit IMP1
Cellular component (GO): mitochondrial inner membrane peptidase complex; membrane
Molecular function (GO): serine-type endopeptidase activity
Source: RefSeq, a predicted model, not a curated record